Solanum lycopersicum (tomato) is the source of this 534-nucleotide messenger RNA. The record is from RefSeq and is a predicted model, not a curated record. Lineage: Eukaryota; Viridiplantae; Streptophyta; Magnoliopsida; Solanales; Solanaceae.
AUGACUAAUGCGGAGUUGAGGGAUGCCCUAAUGAACUUGACCCAACUCAUGACGGCUCAAGCUCAAGUCGUCAACAAUCACUUUGUUGCCCAAGCUAACCAAGGAUUUGAAUCUCAACCUAAUGUUAGUACUCCCGCUUCUAGAAUUCGGGAUUUCAUGAGGAUGAACCCUCCAACUUUUCAUGGAACUAAGGUGGAUGACGAUCCACAUGGUAUCAUAAAUGAUGUUUUCAUAUUGGUGGAUGUUAUGGGUGUGAUCCCUUGGGAGAAAGAGGAGUCAGCCGCUUAUCAACUCAAGGAUGUGGCUCAAGUGUGGUUUGAGAAAUGGAGGAGUGAGAGACCAUUAGAGAGAGAUCCAGUUGAUUUGGAGGAGUUCAAAGAGGCUUUCCUAGAUAGGUUCUUUCUCCUCGACUGGAGGGAGAAGAAGAUGGUUGAAUUCACGAUCCUUCGUCAAUGGGGAAUGAGUGUGCAAGAAUACUCUCUCAAAUUCACCCAACUCUCUAAGUAUGACCUAACACUUGGUAACCAAUCGUAG